GGGGGUGUCUAUGGAUAUCCUCUGGGGACCUGACGACAAAGCUCCUCGCCCUGGAUGCAGCAUCAGGAGAGACCGCCUGCGAUGGUAGAUGAUGAUUUAAAGUUAUCGUCGACUCUUCAAGAAGAAAGACGAAGGACAUUGAUCCAGAUUUGAAAGAGUCAUCCUCGAGGCCAUGCCAGGCAGCCCAGAGAACAUCCCCCUGGGAGAGUGCACCCUCUCCCAGUCGAAGGACCAGCUGACGCCCCCAAGCUGCACGGAGAGCACCGUGUUCAGCCUCUCACGCAGCGAGUCCCUCUGGACCACCGACACGUCCCACAGCAAAUGUGAGGUCUUCUGGUACCCCAUCCACCUCAUGUCCACCGGGGGCAGCUUCCUGGCAUGCGGCAUCAUCAUCAGCGGCCUCUACUUUGCCGGCCACUGCAAGAAGGUCACCAACAUCCUGGGGCCGGCACUGCUCUCCAUUGGGCUGAUGGUUUUUGUGGUGGGCGUGGUCCUGAUCCCCAUCACCAAGGAGAACAGGAAGCAGUCGACCGCGAAGAAGCCCUUCAGCUACUACAGACACCCCGUGUUCAAUCUGUGAGCCCGUUGGAGGUGAUAUUCUGCCAGAGAACUUCACGUUUGGAAGUAAAUCUGAACGGAGACACUUUACCUUUUAAGACGGCACUGAAUUGAAAUGUUGCUUUUCAGCAUGGGAGCGUCAGUGGAACAUAAUUGUAAAAACUCUGCGUGGUGCUGACAUUUGUAUUUAUUCCUCUGGUUUACCAGGAUCGACAAAACAAGGCCCUUAUCUCAGUCUGAAGUGCGCAUGACAAACAUUUGCAACAAUAACCAUGGCUGUCAAAAAGUAGGUGAGCACGCGAGGACAACAAUGUGCUGUUUAAAAUGCAAUUAUUCACACAUUCACACUCAAUUUAGCGAUGAGGAUACUAGAAAGCAAACUGUGCCUAUUAGUAUUUAUGAGGGGAAAAGUGGACAUGGGGGAUUUCCUAAUGCUGACCGGUGCAGUGUAUGCCAAUGCAUGAAUAAUUAAAGAUUGUGAGAGCUUA
This is a messenger RNA of Hippoglossus stenolepis (Pacific halibut), 1046 nucleotides long. RefSeq names its product phosphoinositide-interacting protein-like. Bases 173 to 580 code for a protein of 135 amino acids. Gene Ontology annotation, biological process: phosphatidylinositol-mediated signaling; positive regulation of cation channel activity. Gene Ontology annotation, molecular function: transmembrane transporter binding; phosphatidylinositol bisphosphate binding. NCBI's taxonomy places the organism in Eukaryota, Metazoa, Chordata, Actinopteri, Pleuronectiformes, Pleuronectidae. The transcript has 3 exons. The record is from RefSeq and is a predicted model, not a curated record.